UAGCCUAUUUCUCGCAUCCAUUUUCCAGUUUUCCCCCCUGCGCAGUUCGCUUUCCAGCCCAAGUGUGUGUGAAAUUUUGCAGAAAAGUCCCAACCGAUUCUUGCCUCCAAAAAUUGCCGGCUGCCCGAGUGCGCACGCGUUUCGAUUGGUGCCGUCCGAUAGCAAUACCGGUGGACCUCUCGGCUCUCCGUCUACUCACCCCCCACGGUCGCCGUGCCUAUCGUGAAUCCUCACUCCGUAGUCCGUCGUCAGUUCCUUUCCUGCCAAACAUUGGAUGUUAAUCUGUGCCUGUCGGCUUUUUUCCUCUCCACAUUGCUUCAAAUAAUAAGACGUUCAACAUGUCGCUAAGAAGGGUUCUUGGCGUAAAAGAAGAGUUUAUCACUGAUAGUAAUCAGGCAGUCGAAUUCAAAAUGAUUCGCCAUGCCAAUGAUCUAAGUAAUGAUUCAGGAGUUUUCAAACCCGACAUGUCCCAUCAAAUUUUUGGAGACGACGAGCAGAUUUAUGGUUAUGAAAAUCUUCUCAUCAAAUUGUAUUACUCUGCUGCUAAUCUAACUACGUAUCUCGGUGUUGAAUACAAGGACCGAUUAGAUGACGCUGUGCCGGCAAACAUCGAGAAAACGCUUGCAGACAAAUAUGAAUGCAGCAAUUUCAUUACAAACAUAGAUGAGUUCGGGAGGAUCCUUGAAAAAGAAAAAAAUUUUAACCCAUUUGGCGAACUGCUCAAUUCAUUUACUAUUAAUGACAAUGAUUCAUUCCGCACGUUUUGUGUUUAUAAAUGUACAACUGAUUCAAAGGAAUUUUUAGAAUAUCAUGCUAAGAUGCAAACAUUUGUUUUGUGGUUUAUUGAUGCAGCAAGUUUUAUAAACACGGAAGAUAGCUACUGGAAAUUCUACGUCAUGUAUGAAAAGUACAAGUCUGCAGACAACACUCCCCAGUAUGCAUUCGUAGGGUAUUUCACGGUCUAUGAAUUUUACUUUUACCCUGAUAAAAUUCGUCCCCGGAUUAGUCAAGCUUUGAUCUUGCCUCCCUUUCAAGGAAUGGGAUUGUGUGCAAAGCUCAUUAACACAGUACAAAUGCAUUAUGCUUCUAUGAGAGAAGUAUUUGAUAUAACAGUGGAAGAUCCAGCCAUAGAUUUUCAAAGAGUCAGAGAUUAUGUCGAUUGUAGCAAUUGUUUACAUUUGUCUUCCUUCAGUUCUGAAAAACUAAUCAGAGGCUUUCAUAGUGAUAUGGCCGAAGAAGCAAGAGAAAAAUAUAAAAUAAACAAGAAACAAGCAAGGCGAAUAUAUGAAAUUUUAAGGCUUAACAUUACAAAUAUCCACAAUGAAGCAGAAUAUAAAGAAUAUAGACUGGAUGUUAAGAAGAGAUUAUAUGCACCAUUUCAGAGACAAAAUUCGAUACUGAUUAAAACAAAUCAAGCCCAUCUAAUAGAAAACAAGGAAGAGAGACUUACUAAACUUCAAGAAUUGUUCAACGAAUUGAGCGAGGAGUAUACAAAAGUGCUUGAUAGAGUGUUGGAAUACCCUCUAAAUUCUUAAAAGUUUUCAAAAACUUUUUUCCAUUUGUUUUUUGUUUAAGUACUAAGUUAAUUUUUGUUUAUUUGUUACCAUAAGAUUAGUUCUGUGUUAACAGCGUUUUCGUUCUACUUAAACUAUAAUUCAAUUUGGAUUCAUUUGAGCUUAGUUUUAAGCGUUAGCAGUUAAUUACCAUGAGUAAGAGUUAUCACUCAAUUAUAAGUUUUUUUGUUG
This is a messenger RNA of Cimex lectularius (bed bug), 1745 nucleotides long. Its product is annotated as histone acetyltransferase type B catalytic subunit-like. Gene Ontology annotation, cellular component: nucleus. The coding region runs from base 339 to 1535 and encodes 398 amino acids. NCBI's taxonomy places the organism in Eukaryota, Metazoa, Arthropoda, Insecta, Hemiptera, Cimicidae. Gene Ontology annotation, molecular function: histone H4 acetyltransferase activity; histone binding. The transcript has 10 exons. The record is from RefSeq and is a predicted model, not a curated record. Gene Ontology annotation, biological process: subtelomeric heterochromatin formation.